Messenger RNA from Ananas comosus (pineapple), 2527 nucleotides. RefSeq lists its product as uncharacterized. The record is from RefSeq and is a predicted model, not a curated record. NCBI's taxonomy places the organism in Eukaryota, Viridiplantae, Streptophyta, Magnoliopsida, Poales, Bromeliaceae. The transcript is spliced from 2 exons. Bases 497 to 1693 code for a protein of 398 amino acids.
UUUCUUAAAAUGAGUUAUGAUAGUCUAGAUUUGUGUGUGUCUUUUAGUAUUCCUAAAAGUGCCUUUUAGUUUCUCUAUGAAAUUAAAGAGUGCAUUAAUGUGUAAAGAAGAUGACGGGUCAUUUGAGAGCCUAUAAAUAUCUAAUGAUUUUAUAAUGAAAAGGCAAGUCAAGUUGAGUUGAAGUUUCUACUUUUAUUUGAGAAGAAGGAUUUCUUCUUGCUCCUAUCUCUUAGGUAGAUUUCCUGUGAGAGAAGAGUGUUGCUCAACCAUUGUGUUGGUGGAUUCCGCAUAGUGGUGAGUGUGCUUGAGUUCGACGUGGUGGAUUCUACGACGGGUCGAGUAUUUAUCGUGUUAUAUUUGUCCUAUCUCCGCGUUCCCUCUAAGUUCCGGCGUCAGUUUAGCUUGCAGUGGUUCUGUUAGCCGUUUGUUCGACAGAUUUAAAAAAGGACCAAAAGAAAAAAGUGGAAGACAUCCAAAUAUUAUAGAUAUAGACCCAAUGGCAUUUCCACACUCAGAUGCUCAACAGCAGCAUAUAGAUACAAUGUUAAAAAAAGAUAAAAAAGGUAGAAUUGGUAGAGCAAUAGCAAAAUUUUUUCACUUUAGUCAUAUUCCUUCCCAUGCAGCAAGCACUCCAUAUUAUAGAUCAAUGAUUGCUACCAUACAAAAAGAAAGUCUAGGAGUUGAACCCCCAACGUCGUAUGAGAUCUCUGGCAAAUACCUUGACGCCGAGGUCAAUAAUAUUCAUGUAUGGGUAAAAAACUUGAAACAACUGUGGGAGAUGUAUGGUGUGACUUUGAUAUGUGAUAGUUGGACAGGACCAACAAAAAUGAGCAUUAUAAUUUUUUUAAUUUAUUAUAAUGGCAAGGUGAUCUUUCACAAAUCAAUCGAUGCAACCAGUCGAUUUGAAGAUGCUGACUAUAUAUAUGCAUUAUUGGAACAAGUGUUAUGUGAGGUUGGUAAGAAAUGUGUGGUACAAGUUAUAUCGGACAAUGGUGCAAACUAUAAGAAAGCUGGCAAGCUAUUAAUGCAAAGGCAUCCACAUUUAUUUUGGACUUCUUGUGCAGCGCAUUGCAUCAACCUAAUGAUGUCUGACUUUGGUGAGAUAAAUCGGGUGAAAAAAACUAUAGAUACUGCACAACGUAUAUCUAAGUAUUUGUAUAAUCAUCUUUGGAUCCAUGCUUUAAUGGUGAAUUUCACAGGACGAGAACUCGUACGUCCUGGUAUCACACGAUGUGCAACAAAUGUUAUUGCUCUAAACAGUAUCCUUCAAAAUAAAAAUGGAUUAAAGUCCAUGUUUGCAUCAGAUGAAUGGCAAACAUCUCGUUAUGCCUCCACGGCUGAUGAAAAAUCGAUUGAGCAAAUAAUUCUGUCUGCCAAGUUUUGGGAUUAUAUGAAAGAGAUUGUUGAUAUUGUGGAGGCGCUAUAUGUGGUCCUCCGUUUAGUGGAUCAGGAAAAAAUACCUCAAAUGGGACAUGCCUAUUAUAAACUGAGGAUGGCUAAAGAUAAUAGUAAAAAAACUAAUCCGCUAUGGUGUCAAUCUUUUCUAAAAAUUAUUGACAGACGUUGGGACGUCCAGAUGAGCCGGGAUCUACACCUAGCAGGUUAUUAUCUUAAUCCGUCGUACCAUCAUUGUUAUAAUCUUGGAUUCGAUGAUGAACUGUUGAAGGCAUUACGAAACGUUAUCAAUAGAUAGGAGAGGGAUCCAACAAAUGCUGCUCUUGCAAUAAGUGAGGUAUAAUAUUUUUUCAAUGUAUUAUUAAUUUGCUAGAUGUUAAUAUGCUGAUUUUUUAUUAUUAUACUAUCAUAAUAAAGGAAAAAAUAUUUCGUGAAUCCUCUGGAACUUGUAGUGAAGCGCGUGCAAUUAACGGAAGACACAAUACCGAUCCCAGUAAGUAACUCCAUAAUUUGGACAGUUUACAGCUAACGAUAAAUCUUAUUUGAUAUAUUUUUAACUUUUAAUUGUACAGCUGAAUGGUGGUUACAAUAUGGUGGAUCAGCAAAGCAUUUAAAAAAGAUUGUUGUGCUUGUCUUAUCUCAAACGACAACGUCUAGUGGAUGUUAACGCAACUGGAGCACGUUCGCACUGAUACAUACCAAAAUGCGUAACCGAUUAGCGUACGCUCGAUUAGAGAAGCUAGUUUAUGUCCACUAUAAUAUAAGGCUCCGUUUAAGAUGCAUGCAAGAGUAUGAUAAGGAAAAUGAAUUAAAAACUUAUGAUUCCUUGGAUGCAAGUUUUAUCAAUGAUGAAUCAGACCCCGUACUUGAUUGGCUACAAGAUAGAGAAAAUCAAGAGGACCCAUUACUCGAUGAGCCUGUAGAUCCACCACGACCAUUCAGAAUAAUUGCUGAUGAAGCAGGAAUUAGUGAUGUUGAAAGAUGGGCUGACGAAAACAUAGGAAAGUCUCAAGGUAAUGUGCAAGAACAAACGGCUUUGGACGAAGAAUCCCAAAAUCCUGCACAUGACUCUGCUGCAGAAUUCGAGCGUCUUAUGCAAAGACCUGGAUAUGGUCGUUCACGUCAUACUCAG